GCUCGCUCGCUCUCUCUCAGUGUGUGUGUAUGUGUGUGUUGUCAUUAUUAUUAUCCAGUCUGCUCCCAGCUCAGAAUGGCCAGAUUCACUCAGACUGAGACAAGAACGGAACAGCACCCACAGCCGCCCCAUCCCGCAUACUCCAGCCUGCUUUUCACUGGACCCGGGGCAGCACCGACCCAACAUCCACUCGUCCUUAUCCCGCACCAGCACCAGUACGCUCAGUUCCCAUUUCCUAAACCCAUGAACGGGUCAGAAUCCAUCUCCAUUCAUCCGGAGAACGGCACCAUGAAAGACCAAGAUGCCAUAAAACUCUUUAUCGGGCAAAUACCGCGAAACCUUGAAGAAAAAGACCUAAAGCCCCUAUUUGAACAGUUUGGGAAAAUCCACGAAUUGACAGUACUAAAGGACCGCUACACCGGCAUGCACAAAGGCUGCGCAUUCCUCACCUACUGCGCCCGCGAGUCGGCCAUCAAAGCCCAGAACGCCCUCCACGAACAGAAGACGCUGCCGGGGAUGACCCGACCCAUCCAGGUGAAGCCAGCUGACAGCGAGAGCCGUGGAGAAGACAGGAAGCUGUUCGUCGGGAUGCUGAACAAACAGCAGACCGAAGACGACGUUUAUCGUCUUUUCGAGCCAUAUGGCAUCAUCGAGGAGUGCACCGUGUUAAGAGGUCCCGAUGGAAAUAGCAAAGGCUGUGCCUUUGUAAAGUUCUCCACACACGGCGAAGCUCAGUCUGCAAUCAGCGCCCUGCAUGGCAGCCAGACCAUGCCAACUGGCUCCGAUUCUCUCCUCCCUCAGGGUGCCUCGUCCAGCCUGGUGGUCAAGUUUGCGGACACGGACAAGGAGCGCACCAUCCGCCGCAUGCAGCAGAUGGUCGGCCAGUUCGGCAUCUUCAAUCCUGCUAUCGCCUUGCCGUUCAGCACAUACAGCACCUACGCACACGCGCUGAUGCAGCAGCAAGCCGCCCUAAUGGCCGCCAGUCACGGAGGCUACCUGGCACCCAGCGUGGCCUUUCCCACCACCCAGAUACACCAGAUGGGGGCGCUCAACAUCAACAGCCUGCCGCCCACCCCCAUGACCCCGGUGUCGGGUGAGUUUCAUCAUUCACUGGGCCUCAGCUCACCACCUGCCAACAUCACCACAUCAGCGGUCCCCAGCAUCGUCACUCCAAUCGUCAAUGGUUUUACAAGCAUCCCUCACCAGCCCAACGGACACCCCGCGGUAGAGGCUGUGUACACCAACGGUUUGCCCCCUUACUCCACCCAAAGCCCCACGGCUGCGGACACCCUACAACAGGCCUUUACCGGAGUGCAGCAGUAUACAGCCAUCUACCCAGCGACCACACUGACCCCUAUUGGCCAAAGUUUGCCACAACCACAGCAAGUCAUUCAACAGCAGCAGAGAGAAGGACCAGAGGGCUGCAACCUCUUCAUUUACCAUCUACCGCAGGAAUUUGGCGAUAAUGAGCUCAUGCAGAUGUUUCUUCCAUUUGGCUCAGUUAUCUCCUCCAAGGUCUUCAUGGACAGAGCCACCAACCAGAGCAAAUGUUUCGGUUUCGUCAGCUUCGACAACCCAGCAAGUGCGCAGGCUGCGAUCCAGGCCAUGAACGGAUUUCAGAUCGGCAUGAAGAGAUUGAAAGUGCAGUUAAAGCGGCCGAAGGAUGCAAGCCGCCCGUACUGACAGGGCCAGACAUACACAGACUCCCAGCAACAGCACAGGAUUUGAAGAGUGAAAACUGGAAAGGUAUUAAACUUUUUCUUUAAAAACAAACAAGAAAAACAAGAAGGGAUUUUUUUGAAGACAUAUCAGCAUUUAUUUUUCGAAGAGGUUUGGUGGAGAUUUGCAGGCGGGCACCCGUGGACUAAAAAAACACAGUCGGCACCGUGCACGAAAGACGAGAGGAAGAUUUCUCGAACGACGGAGAACCGGACACGUCCUCUUCCGCUGAGCCUCGAAGCGUUAGUCAAGAAACAAACGAAAAGAAAAAAACGAGCAAGAACAACUUUCUUUUUUCUAUAUACAUAUUAUACACGCAUACGUUAUUUAAAGGAAGAGGCGCGUACGGCUUUUAUCACACUGGACAAAUGAGGGUUAAACUUGAAGACCAAGGAAAAAUGCAGUGGAAAAAAAAGCUCUUCUUUCCCACUAGUGGACUUUCUCUUUGUCUUUUUUCCUCUUUCCUUUCUUCUAUCAUCAUGUCUUUCAGCAAACGCAGGACUUUCUGUGCUCGCCGAGGUUUCCCUCGGUGAAACGCUUUCACCCCCAAGGGACCAAAGGACCAAACAUUUUUAUCCUCAACAGAAAUAUAUGGUAUUGUUAAUAACUGCUAAUACUACAAACUACUACUAACGACUAAGUUUAAAGAAAAAAGCAUAAAUAUUCGCUUCAGGUCGGACGAGGAAAGGGAUUUUGAUUUCUUUUCCUUUUACAUUUAUAGUUACUGGGUUUCAAAAUAUUUAAAGAAAAUAGUAGAAAAACGAAUACAAAAAAAAAGAUUUUAAAAGCUAUACUAUUUUAGUGGAGUAGAAUAUGUUGAUUGGAGAGUGUUAGGAGCAUGUUCAGCCAUUUUUCAUUCAUUAAGGAGGACACUGGGGAGGGUGGGUAUAAGGGGUUAUACAGCAACUGUCCAUUACUCAUUAUUUUGCUCUGAGGUUACUCGGAUAUCAAAAAUAGGCCCACAUUCCAGAAAACAAAUGUUGAUAUAGCUAUAUAUACAUAUAUAUAUAUAUUUAUAUAUGCAUGUGCAAAUAACGCUGGUUCAGCAAAAACUCGGGUAGGCAUUCACGUACGCAACCACAUUUAUCUGACGAAAGCUUCACUUAUUGAGUACCUGUGGCUUAUAUAUAAACUAAUAUAACAGCUGUAGCCACUGCACAGGUCAAUAAUUACAGCAAAAAAGUACUGACAUUGUUCGUUUUCGCAAUUCUUAUUUUUUUAGUGCCCUUAAUCGGAUGUAAAAAGAUCCACUAUACACCCAAAUUUACUGUGCAAGGGACCAGCAGAGCUUUUCAUAUCAUUUUUUUAACCAUCUUUCCAUCGACUUCCAUCUAAACACAUACCGGUUGGUGCCAAAUGCUUGAUAUCAACUAUUAAAGCACACUGUUAAAUAGACCAAGCAGUUACAAAGAUACCAAGCCUUAAACCUUUAAAAGGUUAUUUACACUCCACAAUCCGCCCUGGCGUAGUGGCUUACAAGCGACUCAAAAGGGAUUGCUUACAAUUUCUGAAGCACAUCAGAAUUUUACAGGGACCAUCUUGCAGCAAAACAAUUCCAAGAAAUAAACAUCGCCUCAGAAAUAUGCACAACCGAUUACGCAUUUUUCACAGCCAGAGUCGUUUCGCUAAUAAACUAGUUUAAGAUGCCGACCAUAAACUCCCCUCCACUCGAAUGCGCGCCAAAAGCGUGUGAAGUGUGCAAACUAAUGAUAUUUCUAAGAAUACGCAUCUCAGGCUGGUAUGGAUUAGCGAGACACUUACUGUCUUUGAAGGCCUAAUGAGCAGACUGUUUAACAGCUUACCAACAGCUUGCAAAUAGCAGCCAUGGGGGUUUACAUUUGGAGCAAACUGAUCCAUCAAUAAAAAAGCUACUGAGUCUGACAUUAUGGUGUACUUAACCACAGAUGUUGGUGUCACAAAUAUAACGCAACUAACUCUUUUGCGUCGAGGCAAACGAGAAUGACAAGAAUUUUAAAGCUGCCAUCUGUAACUUUGGCCUCUCUAUCGCCAUCUCUGUUUGAAACAUAAAAAUGCAGUUUACUUACGCGCUUAUCUUUACAUCGAAUGGCGUCAAACUGACAAAAAAUCGUGCCUGACAGCUGAAAUUAUAUUCAUUAUUUUAAAGUUACCUUUGUGAAUCUUGGUUGGGGGGCUUUUUAUGUACUUGCUCAAUAAAAAGUUACGGAUUGUGGCUUUAAAGGA
Molecule: messenger RNA, 3921 nt
Organism: Paramisgurnus dabryanus
Lineage: Eukaryota; Metazoa; Chordata; Actinopteri; Cypriniformes; Cobitidae
Gene: celf5a
Product: cugbp, Elav-like family member 5a
Molecular function (GO): RNA binding
Source: RefSeq, a predicted model, not a curated record